This is a messenger RNA of Bombyx mandarina (wild silkworm), 3721 nucleotides long. RefSeq names its product dynamin associated protein 160 (gene Dap160). Gene Ontology annotation, molecular function: protein binding; calcium ion binding; molecular adaptor activity. The record is from RefSeq and is a predicted model, not a curated record. Gene Ontology annotation, biological process: clathrin-dependent synaptic vesicle endocytosis; endosomal transport. Gene Ontology annotation, cellular component: presynaptic membrane; cytoplasm; plasma membrane. NCBI's taxonomy places the organism in Eukaryota, Metazoa, Arthropoda, Insecta, Lepidoptera, Bombycidae.
AGAAAGGUCUUUAAUUAAGAAAUGAUGGCGGACCCGUGGACUAUACAAGCACACGAGCAUGCGAAGUUCUCGGAGCACUUUAGAAACCUUGGACCUGUCAAUGGAAAUUUGACGGGCGAACAAGCCAAAAGAUUCAUGUUACAGUCUCAGCUUCCUCCACCGGUCUUGGGACAAAUAUGGUCACUGGCGGACACGAACGCCGACGGUAAGCUGGAUUUGAAGGAGUUCUCUAUAGCUUGCAAGAUAAUAAACUUGAAACUCCGCGGCUUAGAGGUGCCAAAGAUGCUUCCACCAUCUCUGAUCGCCUCUUUAAGCCCCACAGGAGGCCAAUCGCAACAGAUCGUUCCGCCGACGAAACCAGCCAUCCCGCCCCUGCCCAACAUACCUCCCCAACCUCUGAUCUCCGGUCUAUCGCCCACUCAACCGUCCAACCAGUCGUUGCUGGGUGAUUUCGGUUCCGGGCAGCCGCUGAUCCAACCUUUGGUCCAGCCCGUCAAACCGCCCGUCAGUACGGUGCCGGAUCUGAUCUCCGGCGUGAAGCCGUUGUCGCAAUCCUUGCUAGACUCCCCGCCCAUGGCCCCCACUGUUCAGCCUUUGAUAGGCACCGUCCAGCCAUUAAUCGGUCCAGAUCCACUGAUGGGUAGCGUCCAGCCCCUGAUCGGCUCCCAGCCAAUGGCCGGACCCACGCCCCUAGUGAGCUCACCCCAAUCUCUAGUCAAUUCAUCACCAUUGGUUUCGUCGCAACCGAUUAUGUCCAGUCAACCAUUAAUUAGUGCGUCUACGAUCUCCGCACAACCUCUUGGAACAAUGCAGCCCCUGAUAGGGACCGCUCCACCUAUAAUGGGAGCGACUCAGGCCCUGAUCCAGUCUCCCCCCCUGUCUGGUCCGCCCCCGGCCUCGUCGCUCGGAGGCAGUCCCCCGCACCCGGUGGUCGCAGCUUCGGUUCCCGGACAGCCGGUGACGUCUACGCCGAUCGCGGCUCUGAACAAAGAGGUCAUAUCGAAACCAGGAUCCGUAGUGACGAGUCCCGAAGUCCCGAUGGGAGUGAUGAGCCCCCCUCCCAUGGAGUGGGGGGUGCCGCAGCCACAGAAACUCAAGUACACGCAGCUGUUCAACGCCACUGACCGCGCGAAGACCGGAUCCGUUUCCGGGACGCAGGCGAGGUCCAUCAUGCUGCAGUCCAGACUCCCGCAGCAAAGCCUGGCCCAGAUCUGGGCGCUGGCCGAUCUGGACGCCGAUGGGAAACUGGGCUGCGAAGAGUUCGUCCUGGCGAUGUACCUAUGCGAGAAGGCGACGCAGGGCGAGCCGGUGCCGGCCAGGCUGCCCCCAGAGCUGGUCCCGCCUUCCUUCAGGAGGGAAUCGGUUUCGUCCACGAGCAGCGCCAAGUCGUACGAGGAGCGGCGGCGGGAGAACAUGGCGCGCGGACAGGCCGAGCUCGAGCGCCGACGGACGCAGCUGGCCGACGCACAGAUGAAGGAGAAGGAAGCAGAGGCAGAGAGGGAGAGGAAAGAGCGAGAGGAAGCCGAGAAGAGAGAAAAACUCCGUCUGGAAGCCCAGCAGAGGGAGCAGGAGGAGUUGCUCCGUAAACAGAAGGAGGAACAGGAAAAACGCGAAGCUGCACGCAAAGAGAUGGAGAGGCAGUGCCAGCUGGAGUGGGAGAAGAAACGGACCAGGGAACUGGAAGCGCUGAGGAGCGAGGAGCAGAGCAAGGUGUUGAGUCUGAAGGCCAAGUGCCAGUCGCUGAGCGCGCAGCUCGGCGCCGAGAGCGUCCGCUGCAGCACCCUGGCCGCCAGCAUCCGGGACACCAGGACCGCCGUCGCCGCCGACAAGCGGACCAUAGACGGCAUGAGGUCCGACCGGGACUCCAGCAUGGCGGAGAUGCAGCAGCUGAAGGCGCGAGUCAAGGAGCUGAACGCGAAGCAGAUCGCUUUGAACAAGGAGAAGGCGGAGUUGGACGCCAAGGCUAAAGCCGCAGAGGGCGCUGGCGAGGAUGGGAAGCUCAGCAUGAUGGAGGUCACGCUCAAGCAACUCCGGGAGAAGGUGGAGACCGCCAAAGCUAUCGUGGAAUCGAAGACCGCGGACCUGCAGCACAACGAGGCCCAGCUGGCGGAGCUGAACGCGACGGUGGCGACGCUCAGCGACAAGUGCGAGAAGGUCUGGAAGCUGUACGAGGAGAAACGCAACGAGUACAUCGAGCGGAGGAACACGGCGCCCGCGGAGGGGACCUGGGGCAGCAGCGACGCGGACUGGGGCGCCGCGGACGCCGCGUGGAGCUCCCCCCCGGCCGAGGACGCGUGGGGCGACGCGCCCACCACCACCGCCACAGAGACGGUGCAGGCCGCAGCCCCCGGGGGCGAGGGCCCGCAGCCGCCGCGGUGGCGCUGCGUGUACCCGUUCGUGGGGCGCAGCGCCGACGAGCUGAGCGUGCAGCCCGGGGACCUCAUCGUGCCGCGCGCGCCCCCCGCCGCGCCAGAGCCCGGCUGGGCCUGGGGCAGCGCCAGGGGUCAGAGCGGCUGGUUCCCGGAAUCGUACGUGGAGGACCUCAACGCUCCCACCGCCUUCGUCACCGAGGUCAUCGAAACCCUCGAGCCGAAGACGCAGCUUGAAGGGAUAGCGGAGGUACCCGAACAGGAGGCCACCAGCGACCUCGGGGGCGCGCUGCCGGCAGUAGAUCCCGGCCGGACGGUAAGCGAGCCCGUUUCUGUUGAAGACGACGGCGAGUUCUACAUAGCGUCGUACCCGUACAGCUCCUCGGAGCCCGGCGACCUGGUGUUCGAGGCCGGCGAGAGGAUCGAGGUGGUGCGGCGCGACGGCGACUGGUGGACCGGCAGGAUCGGGGCCAGGACCGGCAUAUUCCCCUCGAACUACGUGUCCCGGGAGGCAGCGCCCGCGGCCACCUCGGAGCCCCAGGACUCCGCCCCGGCCGAGGCGUCCCCCGCACCCCCCGCCGCGCCAGAGCAGGAGGACACGUCGCCCCCCAACACAACCCCACCGAUACCUGCCUCUCAGGACCAGAAGUCCUCGACGCCGAUAUCGUCGGAGGUGGCCAUGUUCACGGACCCCGCGCGGCCCCCCUCCGCCGCCGGGGCGCGCCGCGACUCCGGGCGCGACUCCGUCACCGGCCGCCGCAAGCACGAGAUAGUGCAGGCGCUCGCCAACUACACCGCCACCAGCCCGGAGCAGCUGAGUCUGAUGAAGGGACAGCUGCUGGUGGUGCGCAAGAAGGCCGACAGCGGCUGGUGGGAGGGUGAGCUGCAGGCUAAGGGCAGGAACCGGCAGGUCGGCUGGUUCCCCGCUUCGUACGUCAAGGUGCUGCAGUCGUCGGGGCGGACCUCGGGCCGCACCACUCCCGUGCUCUCCUCGAAGAUGGACGCUCUACCCACGGAGACGGUCAUCGACAAGGUGGUGGCGCUGUAUCCGUACACGGCUCAAAACGCGGACGAGCUCAGCUUCGAGAAGGACGACAUCAUAGCCGUCACCGACCGCAGCCAGGACCCGGCGUGGUGGCAAGGCGAACUUCGUGGCAUGGUCGGCCUCUUCCCCAGCAAUUACGUUACGAAAUUAGUUAAUUAAUUUAAAUUUAAUGAUGUUUGUUCUGUACCGAACUGAGAGAAUGUCUUCGUUUUAAAGUAUGCAGGGUAGAUGUAAGGAGCGCCAUCUUGUAUAGGGGACAAGUUGAAGUGUGCCUGUAAACAGUGAGUUGUUGUUGGAAGUCUCACUG